This is a messenger RNA of Danaus chrysippus (African queen), 414 nucleotides long. Lineage: Eukaryota; Metazoa; Arthropoda; Insecta; Lepidoptera; Nymphalidae. The record is from the annotation of a GenBank genome assembly.
AUGAGCAUGGAACGUAGAUCCUGUACGGGCUCCGCGCCUCACGUCACUAAGAGGUUGUGUGCAACUCUCAUGUUCUUCAUAGGCAUAGUUUGUAUAUUCGGAGGCUAUUUACUGGGACGAAUGGCCCGGCACGAAGUGAAGAAGAACAACGACAUACUAUUCAUCAACUUGACGAACGCAGCCGAGAAUUUGUAUAAAAAAGCCAAACUAAUAACACCAAAAGCCGUGCAUCACAACGGUCCGGACAAAAUAACCGCCAAAUUGUUGGACGCAUUCCAUUGCAACGUACCAGAGUGCGGGGUUAUUACACACAACAAUUUAGCUGAUUUCUUGAAUAAUGUAAUAAAUCACGAAGUAACCAAAUUAACGAGAUCUAUACACAACUCCUCGCUCUAUUUAGAUUCAUUAAGGUGA